AUGAAUGGAAUCGACCAAGAUGUAUUCAAAGCAUACAAUGUGUUCCAAAACGAGGAAUUGACUCGGACACUGGGAGACUGUCAGACGUUUUCUGAAGACCAGAUGACUGAAAGAGAAUUCACUCUGAAACAUGUAUUCAAUGAUGUCGGUAAACUGGAAAAUUAUCAAGAUCUCUAUAGUCCAGAAGAAGAACAUUUUGGGGUCGAUUGGAGUAUUAACAUGGAUAGAUAUGAUAACCAUCUCGGGAUUUUUUUAAUCCCAAAUGACACUAAAAACCAAGAAAUUGGCGUUGAUUGUAGCAUGAAAAUUGUUUCAAAAAACAAGGAAAAGACUUGUUCAAUGUCUAUUAGUUGUGUGUUUGGCUCUCGGGACUAUCGGGGUUUUCGAAGAUUUAUUGACUGGGGAACUCUGGAAAAUGAAUACUUGGAUGACGGAAAACUGGAAGUGGAGGUUCAUGUGAAGAUAACAAAAACAAUGGAGAUUCCGGAAGAAAUUAUCGGAUUUCCCAGAAAAGAUUUAAGAAGUUUUGGAGAGGAUAUGGAACAGGUCUACGAUUACCUCUCUGCUCAUUCUCCUUAUUUCAACACUCUAUUCCUUGGAAAAUUUCAAGAAGCUGAAAAAUCAGAAAUCGAAUUGAAAGAUGUCGAUCCUCAAGACUUCCAAUACUAUCUGGAGGUUCUCUAUCUAGAAGAUGAAAUAGAUGGUGGGCUACUGUAUUUGUCGUAUUUUUCGAAGUUAUCAACUUUAGAUGAUAAGAAACUCUGCCUGGAUCAAAUCAAAUCAAAAGAGGAUAUUCGUUCGGUUGUUCCAGAGGAUCCCAAGGGAAUGGACAAUGAAAUUCUUGCAGAGCUAUUCAAAAAAUCUCUAGCUUUCAAUUGA
Caenorhabditis briggsae is the source of this 879-nucleotide messenger RNA. The record is from RefSeq and is a predicted model, not a curated record. Gene Ontology annotation, molecular function: protein binding. Lineage: Eukaryota; Metazoa; Nematoda; Chromadorea; Rhabditida; Rhabditidae. The transcript is spliced from 5 exons. Bases 1 to 879 code for a protein of 292 amino acids.